ACCUGUGCUCUGAGUACAAGUGACUGUGUGGAUAGUGUGGAUAGCUGCUAAUCAAGCUGGCAAAGAACAUGAUUGAAAACUUUGAAGAAAUUAAGUUACUACAGUCCACAUUGUCCAGCUGUCUGAGCUGACAUGGAUGGCUCCAUGGCAGGAUUGUCAUCACUAAAAUUACAAAGAACUACCAACACUUCUGAGAGAAGGAUGACAGAAGAUGAGAUCCCAGUGUCAGAGCCUUCAGCUGAAGAGGAGGUGACAGCCCAGCCCUCCAGGGACAGUCGAAAGCUGGACUGCAUUAUCUGUUACAAUGCCUACAAUCUGGGAGAGAGGCUCCCACGGAAACUCUACUGUGGCCAUACGUUCUGUCAGGCCUGCCUGAGGCGACUGGACACACUCAUCAAUGAGCAGUUGUGGAUCCCUUGUCCACAGUGCCGGCAAAAUACCCCCUUACCUCAUGGGGGCGCCAUUGGGCUGGACCUGGACCUGGCUGCAUUUCUGGGUGUAAAAGCAGAUGUGGAGAACCAGCGAAGCAGCACCCAGAAAGCAACACUAGAGAUUAAGCCCACAUUUGUGAAGCAGCCAAACACAGAUCAACCUCCUUCUGCCUGGGCCAAUGUGACACUGGUAGAGCGCCGUUUCCAUAGAAUCCCCUGCUGUAGACAGUGCUUGCUCUGCUGCUGUUGGUGGAUCCACUAAAACGCAUGUAUUGCACUCUGUACCCACUGACCUUUCCUGUUUAAUCAACUAAAGUCUGAAAAACAUGAAAAAGUACAUUCUUGAUAUCGUGACUGGGCAGUAAUUG
Molecule: messenger RNA, 799 nt
Organism: Electrophorus electricus (electric eel)
Lineage: Eukaryota; Metazoa; Chordata; Actinopteri; Gymnotiformes; Gymnotidae
Gene: rnf224
Product: ring finger protein 224
Source: RefSeq, a predicted model, not a curated record